Molecule: messenger RNA, 3825 nt
Organism: Ostreococcus tauri
Lineage: Eukaryota; Viridiplantae; Chlorophyta; Mamiellophyceae; Mamiellales; Bathycoccaceae
Product: Serine/threonine-protein kinase, active site
Exons: 1
Coding region: 1-3825 (1274 amino acids)
Biological process (GO): protein phosphorylation; cytokinesis by cell plate formation; phragmoplast assembly
Molecular function (GO): ATP binding; protein kinase activity; microtubule binding
Source: RefSeq, a predicted model, not a curated record
AUGCCGAGCGAUUAUAAGAUUGAGGAUUAUCACACGCUCGAAGCGAUCGGGAAGGGUAAGUACAGCAUGGUGUACAAGGCUCGACGGAGGAAGACAAUUCGGUACUACGCGAUAAAGAAGGUGGAGAAGGGGCAGCGAAGUCGUGUGAAGCGUGACUUCCUCUUCUCACGCGCGGUGAUGCAUGAAAACGUGUUGAAAAUCGUCGCUUGUUACGAAACGAGGAAUAGUUUGUGGUUAGUGUUGGAGUAUUGCGUCGGGGGAGAUCUUUUGACUCUGUUGUCGCAAGAUUUGAAGCUCCCAGAGCCAUCGAUCAUGAAGUUUGCUCGCGACAUGUUUGUUGGUGUGCGCACAAUCCAUAGUAAAGGGUUGAUUCACUGCGAUUUGAAGCCGAGUAACAUGCUCCUGGACGAAAAUGGAAACCUCAAAGUACGCGGGUUCGGACUUAGCAAGGAAGUCACCGUCGUUGCGGCCAAGUCUGGCUCGUCAAAGGAGCUGGCGCAUCGAGGGACACCAUGUUAUAUGGCGCCUGAGAUGUUCACUUCGGAGGGAGUGCACUCGUACGCGACGGAUCUGUGGGCUUUGGGUUGCACCUUGUACGAGUGCGCCGCCGGACGACCACCGUUCACGAGCACGUCGUUGACGUCGCUCAUUGAGCAGAUUUUGGAGCACGAGCCGAACCCGCUCCCGGCGUCUUGCAGCACGCCGUUUAAGAGUUUGGUAUUCGGGUUGUUAAAUAAACGUCCACACCAGCGAUUGAGGUGGGAUCAAGUAGUCAAUCACGAGUUCUGGCGCGAGCGCGGUGGAGAGUAUCUGGAGGACAUGCGAGAUUUGGGCGCUGUGACGCUGCCAGCGCAGCCGACGUAUGAGGCCUUUGCUGAUAUGCUCAAAAGAGAGGAUCUUGCGAUGAAAUUCAGAAUGCUAGGAAACGCGCGCGAGUCUACAUCUCUAGAUGUACGUGAGUCUUUCAUGCCGGUGCUCACGCCGAGUUUACGGCAGAGCGUCAACGCGUCAAAGCUUUCUCGCAUCGCUCGCUUCAACUUGCAGCGUGAAGAGGUAGGAUCAUACGGAUCGGGGAACAACGCCGCCGCCGAAGACGGCGAUUUGGCCGAGCCGCCGGGCAGACACGAGGAUGUAGAAUUAGAGCAUCCGGAUGCCGAGCUGAAUUUCACGGUACCGAACGGCAUGGAGGACCUGGACGUGGACGCAGAAGUUGACGAGCGUGCACCGGUCGCUCCGAAAUCGCCUCCGCGACAAGCCAUGCGAGAGAGUUAUGGAAAUGAGAAUAGAUCGGACAAUUUCGCCGACACGACUGAAGACUUCAUGGAAAAGGAUGUAGAAGUGGACAACUCGUCGCCGUCAGGCAGCGAUGAAACGACCAAGGUCAUGCUCACGACAGGAGAAGCAAUUUUGGUUGAUUCCAGAUCACCAGUGUCCGCGAGUCGAUCUGCGAAUCGAUCUGCGCAGACGGCGGAUGAGGACUUUGAGGACACGUCUUCUUCCAUGCGCAGCGAGGAGCUACAACCAGCGGAAACACCGGCGUUUCUCGGUUUGCCGGAAGGAAGACGUCGCGCUCAAGCGACGCGUGUUGAUGCGGCGGCGGAGGAGUUAGAAUACGAAAAGUUCAAGGAGUUGUGCUUGCACGAGGACUCCGAUUUAACCGUGCGUCCAAUCGUCUCGAAUCACAAAAUUGAGGCCAUAAGAGACGCUUCACAUGAUCCAUCGAAACUUCCGUUCCAAGAGCUUAGCGUCAACGAAAUGAUGGCGACGUCGCAGGUUGAGCGGGAGGCGUUUUUGUCUCGCAUCUAUCGCGCCGUGGCACAUCCGGCAAACGUGCAGGACAAGGUGAAUACUUUGGCAUACUUUGAGACGUUGUGUAGGUCUGAUUCUAGCGCAAAUGUCCUCGUUAACUCGACGCUGAUGCCCAUGUUCGUGAAGGUUUUGGCGAGCAGCAAGUCUUCGCCACUGAGAAUUCGGAUGGCAAACAUCUUGGGCUUGCUGAUGCGUUACGCCACGUUCAUUGGGUCUGAGUUUGCGAAGACAGAUGCCGCAAAGGUGCUCGCGGAAGCUGUGAGUGAUGAAAACCCGCGCGUGAGACGGCGAGCGAUGUCAGCGCUCGGAGAGUUGUCAUUUUACGUGUCGAAUCAGGCGAGAGCGGACGCACCUCAAGUUUUGGGCAUCACACAAAAUGUUAUCGAAGUCUUCCUCAGGACGAUAGAGCAUGACUCUGAUGAAAUCACGAGACAUUAUGCGUGUAAGAGCGUAGAAAACAUACUGAAGAAAGGAUCAGGCUCGAUACAGGAGGCGUUUGCAACUUGCCGAGCGGCGAACAUAUUGGUAUCGAUUGUGAUGGAUGACAGCUUAGAAGACGAGCUUCGAGGCACAGCGGCUAGCGCACUAGCGAGUGCCGUGCGCGUCAAGCCAGAGUCUAUUUAUGUCGUUGUUGGUGACGAUGACCACAGUGAUGAAAUGCGUGCGGCGCUUAUCAAGAUGCUCGAUGAUCGUCGUUCGAAGAAGGUGCAGCAAGCGGCGCUCAACCUUCUGUGUCUGGCUCUCGUUGAUGAGAAAUCGCGUCUACUCGCAACGCUCAUGGAAGUGCGAACCUUGCUUCCGAUAUUGGCCGGUUUGUACGAGCGUAGUCAAUCAUCGGUUAUCAAAGCAAAAUCAUUGCUCAGCUUGGCGCUUCUGAUACGAGGUCAUCCGAAAUGGUUGCAGUCGCUGUGCCGAGCGCGCGUGCUACCGAUGAUCGAAUGUCAGCAGAUCAAUGAUCCGUAUUUACAGAACUGCUGUGAUGCGUUCAUCGUGACGGUGGUGGCGCUCGUACCGAAGGUGAACGAUAUAAUAUUCCGACACAUCGCUCGCUUGCGCUCGGCGGCGUCGAGGAACAUGCGUCCGCAAGUGAUAGAGCCGUUCACGCUGUUCCCGGUGAUCCACCACUUGAUGCAGUCCUCAGUGAUGAGACAGCGCAUGCUCAACAGCGCGUUCGUUCGAGACAUCGCUCGGUACAUCGAAGCUGCUGAGUUUGAAGAGGACUACAACGGUCGAGAAGAGUUCCGUGUAUGCGUCAAGGAGCUACUGGAGCACUGCCACAGCUGCACAGAUGAGAUCGUGUACAAGGUCGAUGCGGUGACGAAGCAUCUGCUUCCCGCCCUGUGCGAUCUUCUCGAGGGUAGCACCAACGCCGAGAUGCGCUUUUCGGCGCUCAAGCUAGUUUAUGAGCUGAUUCUGCCCCUGCGCGCGGACUUGGACAUCGCCACGCAGAGUGGGUGCGAUGAAAGAAUCAUCGCGCAUCGAUUGGACCAGCUCUUGAUGCAGGACCUGUACCCGAUGUGCUCGGCAUUGAUCGACAUGGAGCAUCCGUUCCCGCUGUACGCGCUCAAGCUGCUCAGCGGCACCGCAAGGCUCGAACCAGCUCUGUGCCGUGAGAUAAUCAACAUCGGUCUCGCGCCGAGAUUCUUUGAUUUCCUCUCACUUGAGCACACCAACUACGAGCCGAACAUCCACCUCUGCCUCUCGCUCGCUCGGAGCAAGUCGAUGAAGUCAGAGUCAUUGUGGGAGUACGACGCCCCCGCGAAAGUGGCGCGGGUAUGCGAGUACACCUACAAAAACGACUUCAUCGAGCCCGAGAUGAUAGAGCCGGCGCUCGGGAUCGCCGCCGAGCUCCUUCACCGCGCCCAGAGUGCUUCGAGAGUAGGCGACGCCGGCCUCGAUCACGUCACCCCGCUCCUCGACAUCGCCCCGACCCUUCGCAAGCUCGCCGACGCCAUUCCCGACGGCAGCCUCAAACGCGAACUCCUUCACGCCCUUGACGUCUUCAACGCGCAUUAG